CGAUCCGCCUGGCGCUGCCUCCCGAGUGCUGGGACUAAAGGCAUGCGCCACCACCGCCCGGCUCCUGUUCUGCUUUCUCUUGAUGUCAACAAGGUGCACAGACAGGGCUGGUAAUACAGCUCAAUGGUAGAGGAUAGCCUAGCCAGUGUAAGACCCUAGGGUUCAUUCCUAGCUCUGCAACUCUGCCCACAACUCUCAGACCCCUACACAAUAAAUACGGCACCCCCACAAUAAUCUGGUUUACUGAGGGACAGGUACUGCAAGGGGACAUGGGGUAUCGUUUCUGUUCAUUCUCAGAUGGUACUUCUGCAGGCAGCUUCCACAGAGCCCGGGUAGCUGACCUCUCCCAGAGCUGAGAACCAUGGAAAGCUUUAAAGCAAACAAUCCCUGUCACCUUUGUAGCUUCAGCAUUGCAUGAGGUUCACUUGUAGAUGACUGGCCAGUGUUUGCAUCUGGGGGACACAAUUUCCUUAUAGGAAUGCAUUCAAUUUGUUUGUUUAGUUUUAUGUGUGUGAGUGUUUCGUCUGCAUGUGUACAUGUGAACUCUGUACCGUCCUAGUGUACAAAGAGAAGAAGAUAUCCAAAGCCUUGGAACUGGAGUUACUUUCAGAUGGUUGUGAGCCACCAUGUCGGUGCUGGGAUUGAAUCCAGGUCCUCUGCAAGAGCAACAAGUGCUCUAAACUACUGAGCCAUCUCUCCAGCCCUGGGAAUAUACUAAAGGGAUAAAAUGAAAUCUACCCAGACUCUGCAAGCAGACUUGUUUCAAACCCCAGCACCAUAAAGAAGAGGAGGAAGAGGAAGAGAAAAGAAGAAGAAAAAGAAGAAGAAGGAGGAGGAGAUGUAGUAGUAGUAGUAAAAGACUUAGAGGUUUGGCUUAGUGAUUGUGAUUACAUAGGAUGCAUGAGGCCCCGGGUUUCAUCAGCAGCACCAUAAAACAAAGAAAGAAGAGGUGCAGUGACUUAAUAGCUCUUUGUGUAGAUACUCCAGGCCCAAGGGGACUAACUCUUGUCUUCCAAGUGCAAGGCGAGAGAGCACAGGGAAGAAGGAGGCUACUAGGAUGGGAAGGACCUAUUGAUUUCCACUCAUUCAUUUUCUAGGCCUCAACUCGCUGAAGGAUACCCCCAGAACCUCCUGUGGCCUAGCUGUCUGAAGUAUAAGUGGUCAAACCAAAGAGUCUAGGAGAAAGCCGUCAGUAUCUGGGAGUCCAAGGAUUUCUUCUUCGAACUUGAACCUCUGCCGGGAGCUGUGGAAGCUGUGAAGCAGAUGGCCAAUCUGCAGAACACUGAUGUCUUCAUCUGCACAAGCCCCAUCAAGAUGAUCAAGUACUGUCCCUAUGAGAAGUACGCUUGGGUGGAGAAGCACUUUGGCCCUGAAUUUCUGGAGCAAAUUGUGUUGACCAGAGACAAGACUGUGGUCUCUGCCGACCUUCUCAUAGAUGACCGGCCGGACAUCACAGGGGCCGAGCCACACCCCAGCUGGGAGCACAUCCUCUUCACCUCCUGCCACAAUCAUCACCUGCAGCUGAAGCCCCCUCGCCGGAGGCUGCACUCGUGGGCGGACGACUGGAAGGCCAUCUUGGACAGCAAGCGUCCCCACUGAGGGCUGUGCUGUGACUCUCUCGUGGUCCAGUGUGGGGCUCAAAACUCAUGACUGGACAGCAGACAGCCUGCUGAGGGCUGUACUGCAGUUCCCUGGCACUUCCUGGAGGACCCCAGUGGACUCUUUGGUUAAGACAACUUCUUGAUACACUCCUCUUCUCCUAGCCCAGGCCUUAGCCUGAUCUUGGGCAGCUCUGGGAGAAAGGCAUUUGUUCCCGGGCAGCUUGGCCUGGCCUCAGGCAGUGGCCCACACCACUCCCUAUCACUGCUUCCAGUAGGGAUGUUCUCUAAGGCACUGGGGUGCCCUGUUCCAGGAUCUGCAGCCUUUGCAAAGGUAAGGAGUGCCAGAGAGAGAUGACAGGCUCCCCUGACAGGCAUGUGCCCUUCCACCUCUAACACGGUACCUCGUCCAGUUGGCCCACUUAGUCUGUUCUCUCCUCCCGGCUUUCAGUGGCCACCAGGCUCUUCUGGAGGCCAACAGUGACCCUGCCUAUGGUUAGUGCUGUGGUUUCUUUCUCUGGUGUCCCUAGAUCCCAUUCACGGCCCAGAAAGGAGUCGGCAGGCUUGAACAUUUGUUGACCGUAUGAGAAAUAAAUGCUAUUCACAUGUA
Messenger RNA from Peromyscus eremicus (cactus mouse), 2208 nucleotides. RefSeq names its product 5',3'-nucleotidase, mitochondrial (gene Nt5m). Lineage: Eukaryota; Metazoa; Chordata; Mammalia; Rodentia; Cricetidae. Gene Ontology annotation, molecular function: 5'-nucleotidase activity. Gene Ontology annotation, biological process: pyrimidine deoxyribonucleotide catabolic process. The transcript is spliced from 5 exons. The record is from RefSeq and is a predicted model, not a curated record. Bases 1264 to 1599 code for a protein of 111 amino acids.